CCACGAUUUCGUUUCUUUAUUCAUAGUCAGUUGACAGUAGAAGAAGAAGACGAAGAGCAGGGAUACUAUACUGAUAUGGAGAGUCGCCAGAAUGACGUACUGGGAGUUGCGGCGUUGUUUUUCCUCCUCACCUGGAUCACAGUCAGCCUCCGCAUCUACAUACGCGGUGUUUGGUUGAGAACAUGGGUGAAGGACGAUUGGUACAUGCUUGCGGCUUUAACCGCAUAUUCUCUGUACCUUAUUUUUCAGAUUGUAGCUGCGGGCUACGGCACAGGACGGCAUCGAGGGGACCUUCAGGACGAAAACGCUAGAAUUGCGUUAUUGUAUUCGUACCUUGGCGAAGUCUCCUACGUAUUGAGUAGCUGCCUACUCAAAAUCUCUCUCGAAGUGUUAUAUCUCGGCAUGGCUAUUCGGCGUUGGCAUAUCUGGUGCAUAAGACUACUCAUCGCAGGCACUGUUCUGUUUGGCAUAAUAAACUUUUUCCUGGUGGUGUUCCAAUGCACCCCCGUAUCUGAGUUCUGGGAAAGCCAUCCUGCUUCAGACAAAUGCAUACCGUCGGCACCACACCAGGGUCUCACAUACUUCCUCGCUACCGCAAACGCUCUCGCAGAUUGGACCCUCAACAUCCUUCCGUUCUUUAUCGCAUCUUCGCUCUCCUUAGAGACUCGAAUUAGGAAUCUAAUAACAGCACUCCUCGUCUUUGCCGCGAUAGCGAGUAUCGCCGGAACCAUCAGAAUACCCUACACCGCCUCCCUGACCAGCGGAGGACCAGACUUCCUCUUCGCCACAGCCAAUCUCACAACCUGGUCUACAGUCGAACUCGGUAUCGGCAUAACCGCUGCAUCGAUCCUCACUCUCCACCCGCUUCUUCAAGCCGUUCUCUGGCGACUUAAUCUGACACGCGAGCCUUAUCCACCCUCUUUACCAUGUUGUUGCCGUUCAGCAUCGCCACGCCAUCCCCGCGACGCCAGCGCCUCUCCGUUCCAAGGAGACGAGAAAGGCAAGAUCGGGAAUCGUCGUGUAUGGUACCGGCGCGAUUUCAAAUGUACUUCAACUACAAAAACACUGCCUACUUUGCUGCCGGUCGUGCAGUGUAAAGCAUCGAUGGUAAUCGCGCGGCCUUUGAGUGUGGCUAGGAGAAGUUGGCAUCCGCGUCCGCGAUCGCACAUCCCACGAGCCAUGGAUCAUUCUCUUGAAACCGGAAAUGCGGAAGCCGAAUUAUCAAGAAAUUUUAGCCAGAGAAGGAUAUGGAAAGUUGUAAGGGUUUCGCAACAUUCGCAGUUGCAGCCGCGACAGCCUGUUUUGGGAGGGCGUUAUGCGGGUGACUGGGGAGAAGGUGGGGAAGACGAAGAAGAGAAUGCUCCACGGUUACAGUUGGAUGAUAGCAUUUACUUUAGUUUUGUGAGAGGGAGUAUAUUGAGCUUGAGGCAGUUGAUUCAGGAUGUUAGGAAUAGUGGACCAAGUUCAGUUGUUUCAGAGGUUCAACAAGUGCGCGAAUGA
Periconia digitata is the source of this 1500-nucleotide messenger RNA. The record is from the annotation of a GenBank genome assembly. NCBI's taxonomy places the organism in Eukaryota, Fungi, Ascomycota, Dothideomycetes, Pleosporales, Periconiaceae.